Rhizophagus irregularis DAOM 181602=DAOM 197198 is the source of this 1667-nucleotide messenger RNA. RefSeq lists its product as uncharacterized. Gene Ontology annotation, molecular function: triacylglycerol lipase activity. Lineage: Eukaryota; Fungi; Glomeromycota; Glomeromycetes; Glomerales; Glomeraceae. Gene Ontology annotation, biological process: lipid metabolic process. The record is from RefSeq and is a predicted model, not a curated record.
GACUGAAUAGGUUAUAUUGGAGUAUAGUGUUUAUGAUAUCAAUUUUACCAAUUUUAGCAGCAGCAAUUUAUGGAAAUAAAUAUUAUUUUUGGAGUAGUAUAAUUUUAUUUAAAACAAUAUUGUUAGUGGGAUUUAUAAUAUUCUUUUGGAUACAUUUUCUUAAAUGUUGUGUUAUAAUAUUUUUGAAAUUAUUAAGUGGAACUAGUAAAUCUCUAUCACCGAUAGCAAAUUAUUUGAAUCAAUCAAAAGUAAUAGGACCAAUAAUAUCAUGGUAUAUUAGAGCAGUAUUCUUUUUUUGGUUUUUAGUAUUAUUGAUAAGUGAUGUAUUGAUAAGGACGAUUUUAUCCAGAGCAAGCGGUAUUCAUGAAGGGACGGGUUUUCAUUAUACUCCUAUUAAUGCUUCUGAUACAGAUUUUCAACCAUUAGGAUUAUUUGAAAAAGAUGAGGAAGUAGAAGAGAAAAAGAAAUUAUAUGGUGAUGAUUUUCCGGAAUAUAAUAAGAAAUUAGCAUUGUCAUUAGCUAUUGCAUCUAAAAUUGCUUAUGAGGACGUUCCAAUUAUUAAAUACGAAUUAGAAAAAGCUGGCUAUGAUAUGAACUCAUUUAAACCCAUAGCUUAUAAGAAUGUUUGUGGAUACAUAGUUGAAAAAGAUGACAAUAUUAUUUUAGUAUUUAGAGGUACGAACCCCUUUAAUAUACAAAAUUGUUUAACUGACAUAAGAGCUCUCCUUUGUAAUAUUGAAUCAUCUAGUCGAGGUCUAAUUGGAUUAGUACAUGAAGGAUUUUUUGAAGCGAUCGGAGAAGAUUCAUCAAUGGAUGAAUUACCUCGUUCUCAAUCACAAACUAUUAUAGAAUUAUCAAAUACUUCUUUGGUUAAAACCAUUGAAACUAUAUUUAGCGCAUUGAAAACAUUGGUAUUCUUUGCAUUUCAAAGUUUGAUCACUCAUGUACAUGAUCCCGUUGAUCAUAGAUAUUUAGGUGAAGAUGCGAGAUUCGUUAGUGCGUAUAGUCAGGCUGCAAGAUGGAUAUCCAAAUUAUGUAAUAAUGAUUCAGAAAAUGGAAAUGAAGGUCUGAAUAAUAUUAGACAACAAAAAUCAAAAAAACAUUUAUACAUCACGGGACACAGUUUGGGUGGUGGAUUGGCUACUGUCUUCUUGGCUAAAUUAUUAAAAGAUGAUAGUCCAUUACUUGAUAUCUUUGCUGGUAUAUAUACCUAUGGUCAGCCGAAUGUAGGAGAUAUAAAUUUUGCAAAAGCAUUUGGCCCUGAACUCGGAAAGAAAAUGUUUCAUCACGCUUACAAUAACGAUGUGGUUCCAAGGAUUCCAAGGUGGCAUCCUUAUUCAAGUCCGCCUGGAAAUUUGGUGUUUAUUGACGCAUCAUUUUCAAUAUAUUUGUAUCCUCCUGAUCCUGUUACGAAUAUUCCUAUCCCUAUACGUAGAAUUUCUUAUUUACAUCUUUCUGGUCUCCUAAAUCUUCAAGUAAUCAGAAGAAUGAGAAAUGAAUAUUGGCUUAGGAUUUUCUACAGAAUAAUAUUUCCAUUUUUCAUUAAUGAUCAUUUCCCUGGUGAUUAUGUACGUGCCAUUCGUGAAGGUACUAUUGAACGUGUUAUUGUUGGUUCACCAGGUCAAAUUGGUGGUUUAGAAAAAACAAAAAAUUAAAAAAAAAUCAUA